Molecule: messenger RNA, 2920 nt
Organism: Onychostoma macrolepis
Lineage: Eukaryota; Metazoa; Chordata; Actinopteri; Cypriniformes; Cyprinidae
Gene: c19h6orf136
Product: chromosome 19 C6orf136 homolog
Exons: 7
Coding region: 346-1623 (425 amino acids)
Source: RefSeq, a predicted model, not a curated record
CACGCAUGCGCAGUUGCGCAGACUGGCGCUGGGCAAGGACAUAAGGAGAGUGACUUUUGUGUAACGUUGACAACACAUUUAUAUUCUUUUUAAAUCACACAGAAAUUUGCGUCAAUCUGAUUUGGAUACACUCUCGCAUCUCUGCACAGUGAGCUGACGCUCCACAGCAUUUCAACAGAUUCAGUGAGGACAGGUUAGGUUUUGAAGGACAGACGUUUCUCUGUGGACGAGUGAGUAAUCAGAGGCAGUGGUGGAUGGGAGAGUUCACGUUUCGUCCUCUUUGAGUAGCUUGAAGAUGUCAUCUUACUGAGACUCCAUCGAGGUCACCUCAGCACCCUGACUUGAAUGGCUGUGUGCAGAGGGGGUGUCUCUCUUUGGGUGGGGUGUGUCAGGAACCAUGGUGGCAGGCAACCGAUGACGAAACAGUGCUGGAAGUUAUGUCAGACAACCGAAUUUCACUUGAAUGACAACUGUAGGACCCUGAGCAGUGCAUCAUGGGCCUUGGCUCCUCCGAACAGUCUGCGCUACCUGUCUAUUAAACAGCCAUCCCUGUCCCAUCCCUUCCACCACGCAUGCCAGCCGAACCGUGCAGCCAGCCUAGAGGAGGAGGAAUGGGAGGAGGCCAUCAGUUUGCCUGUCCUGCUCAAACCUGGAGAGACCGAUGAGCAGCACACCGUGGUGGAAGUGCCCUUCCUCGUGCCGGCCAAACUAAGCGAGCUCCUUGCUUUGGGACCCAACAGACCCUUUGACUUGCUUUUUCCUUUAACCACUGUUGAUGGGAGCAGAGAGGAUGAUAUUAGCAUUACCAGAAAGGUAGGGACUGAGGAAAACCAGCUGCCGGAGAGAGGCUCCUUCAGGAGUCUGUUUGAGACCGAGGGAUGCCCUGCACCUUUUACGUUGGGAUCUCGCUUCUUUUGCUUUCACUGCCCCGGGAUGGAGUCUGUUUCGGAGAUUGCGGAUAAAGCAGGAAAGGGACAGGAUGAGCAGAGCUUCUAUCCGGCCCUCAAUGUCACACAUUACAGCCAUGCUGAGACUGAGAGAGUGGACAAGGGCUCCAGCCAGAGAGACAUGGAGAAUGAGGAGAAGCUGGCCCUGAUGCAUGAAAAGCUGAGGGUGGAGCUUCCCAGAUUCUUUGUGAAAAAUCAUGACUACAGCAUUUACUCUGAAGAUGUUGAGUUUAUCAAUGGUCUUCUGAACACCAAAACAAGGGGCCGUGUAGUGUACCAGCUGACUCUGACACUAUGGCGAUUGAUGUGUCUGUGGUACUAUGCGGAGGCUCGGCUGGAAGUGCUGAAGCUGACCAAGCAUCCAGAAGAUGGCUCCAUCAAAGCUCGCUGGAGAGUCAAAGGCCUGCCCUUCCACUCCGUUCUGGUCUUCUUCUACAAGAAAGACAAGAGCCACCUCUACAGAACAUAUGAUGCAUUCUCCACCUUCUAUGUUGGCUCUGAUGGACGAAUACACCGGCAUAAAGUUGAAAAGGUUAUGGAGGCUCGUCCUCCCUUGCUGCCCAAAGUGACCUCAAUGCUGGCCGGGGCUCUGGUGGCACUGGGCAUUCAGGAGCACCGGCCCGCCCUCAACCUGCUCCCACUCCUGCUGUCUUCCCUCCGACAGCCCCGAGCCUGAGCCGCAGCAGAGCGUGGACGCGUUUGGUCACACCUUUAAAAAGACUGAAAAAGAUGCAGAUUUUGUGUGGGUUGAGUGAAUGAGAUAUUGGUAACCAGUUUUUUGGGGGGAAAUCCGCAGGAACAAGAACAAAUGAGUUAAAACUGUUCUCACUUGAAACAAUCUUCUUUGUGCGCUCUUUCAUUUCCAUUGUUUGAAUAUCACCAAACUGGUUUGGAUCGUAACAGACUAGCUAAUACACGAGGCCAUCACUAACUAGGAGGUUAACUAACAGGUUUUGAUGACCCAGUUCGUUACAGGUAAAUUCAAUGCUAUCUGUAAAUGCAUUCAGGCAGCUCGGCUGUAAAACUGGCUUUUAAAGCACAUGCCAGAUAAAAGGUUAAGAUGGUUCAGCUCACAUUCACAGUAACAGAUCAGCAGAUGAAUUGGUCAUGAUAUUUAAGUCUUGAUCAGCUUACAUUGUAAUAAUUAAUUAUAUAUAUAUUUUUUGUAUUUAUAUAUUAAUUGGAGUUUUCAUCAGAUGCAUUAGUUUAAAUGUUAUAGAGGAAGGUACAUGAAAACCAGCUGUUUCAUUUAGUAGCAGUGAACGUCUGUAGGGUUGCUGCCUUUUUGGUGACCUUUUAGGGAAAGUGAUGCCAGGUACUGCUUUUGAGCGUAGAGAGUUUAGUUUCCUGUCUGGACUUGUUCUUGUUUGCCCUUACUUUCCACGUUUGAAUUGUUUUCAUUGUGCAAGUCACAUGGUAGAAGUUAUCAGCCAGUAUGGCUCCCUGCAUAAUUACAUUGCCAAAUCUGCACUGGUCUUGCCAUGCCGUCCAUGUAAACUAAGCACUCUUAUUUGAAAGACACAUGCUUUCAAAUUCUUUCCCAUUGAUGUAUAUUCAGAAGUGCAUUUGCAUCUGCAGAGCAACACGUGGGUUAUUUUUCUCCAGGUUAAUUGGUCAGUUUAGCUCAGUAAUGACUUGUAGUGCGAUAACACAUACUCUCCACCCACAAGAACCGUUCAACUGCUCUAGCUUCCUGUGGUAAAGACAUAGACCAAACAUUUAAUGGACAUCCUGUGUCACAAAGUAGUCGGAACACAUCUGUCUCAAGAGCUUGUGCUUUUAAAUGGACAAUAAAAGCUUGAAACGCUAUCACUCCACAAUCUGUGCAAUUCAAAGCCGAAAGGUUAGAACUUGUUCAAGCAGAUCCAUAUAAAACAUGGCUGAGUAAUUAUUCUAGUGAUUAUUUCUGUGCUAAUUACCCAAAAACCUGUGUUGAAUAUGUUGUGUGACAAAUAAAUGAAUAAUGACAUUGA